Messenger RNA from Eruca vesicaria subsp. sativa (arugula), 1103 nucleotides. The record is from the annotation of a GenBank genome assembly. NCBI's taxonomy places the organism in Eukaryota, Viridiplantae, Streptophyta, Magnoliopsida, Brassicales, Brassicaceae.
AUGAGGACUUGUCUUCUUCUCUCUCUCAUAUUCUCACUUCUUUUAUCAUAUUCCUCAGCUGAGCAGUGUGGUCGACAAGCCGGAGGAGCUCUCUGCCCCAACGGUCUAUGCUGCAGCGAGUUCGGAUGGUGCGGUAACACCGAACCUUACUGUAAGGUUCCUGGCUGCCAAAGCCAGUGCACUCCAGGUGGUACUCCUCCUGGUCCCACCGGUGAUCUUUCAGGCAUCAUUUCAAGAUCUCAGUUCGAUGACAUGCUUAAACAUAGGAACGAUGGUGCUUGUCCCGCUAGAGGCUUCUACACUUAUGAUGCCUUUAUUAAUGCCGCUAAGUCUUUCCCUGGCUUCGGCACCACCGGAGACACCGCCACAAGGAAGAAAGAAGUCGCUGCCUUCUUUGGUCAGACUUCCCAUGAGACCACUGGUGGGUGGGCCACAGCACCAGACGGACCAUACUCAUGGGGCUACUGUUUCAAGCAAGAACAGAACCCUUCUUCAAACUACUGUUCACCUAGUGCCGCAUGGCCAUGCGCACCUGGUAAAAGCUACUACGGAAGAGGACCGAUGCAGCUGUCUUGGAACUACAACUACGGACCGUGUGGAAGAGCCAUUGGAGCAGACUUACUCAACAACCCUGACCUUGUCUCCAACGACGCAGUGAUCGCUUUCAAAGCCGCGAUUUGGUUCUGGAUGACACCUCAGUCUCCAAAACCGUCGUGUCACGCUGUGAUCGUUGGCCAGUGGCAGCCUUCUGAUGCUGACCGUGCUGCUGGAAGAGUACCGGGUUACGGUGUGAUUACGAAUAUUAUUAACGGUGGUUUGGAGUGUGGACGUGGCCAAGACGGUAGAGUUGCGGAUAGAAUUGGGUUUUAUCAGAGGUAUUGUAACAUCCUUGGAGCGAAUCCUGGAGGUAACCUUGAUUGUUAUAAUCAAAGGUCCUUUGCUUCUGUUAACUUCUUCCUUGAUGCUGCUAUCUAAUAAGGAGUAUAUUAUGCAGCUUUGUAUCCUAAAACAAUAAGGGAUUAAGAUCAAACUAAAUAAAACUCUUUGUUGUAUCUAAUCACCACUUCUCAUUUUUAAAGCAUGUAAGCUGGAGCUAAUCUUUC